GAUAGCUCAUAUACAUGUUUAAGUAUAUAAAUAAGAGGAACAGAAAUACGUAUUUUCAAGAAGACAGAAUUCGAGCUUUCAGUCAUAGUUAUAUACUUAAGUCUUCAUCUAUACAUCCUUCAUUUCUGUUUCAUUAUAUAUUUUUGUGGAAAAUUCUAGUUUAAUUAUUUUAUAUGCCCAGAAAGCUACAAGAGAAUCUUAAUACUUUUUUCGGAAAAACACACACAUAAGUUUAAUCAAAGAAAGCAAAGUAGCCAUAGACAGGUUCCAUGGACUUCAUUACAAAAAGGUGUAUUUUGGGAGCUUUUUUGAUUAUAGCUAUUAAUGCCCAAGAAGGAGCUCAUCCUUCAUCCCAAGAAGAUAGUUCCCAUAAUCAGCAACCAUCUGCAGAAGAAAUAAAAAAACACUUAGAACAUGUUGUAGACUCUUAUGUUGAUAGGGAUAAGGAUGGUUAUGUUACUGUUGAAGAAUUAAAAGACUGGAUUAAGUUUAUCCAUGAGAGGGGGCUCCAAGAAAGUGUUGAUCAGCAAUGGAUGUACUACGAACCACAAGUUGAAGAACUACUGACCUGGGAAGGCUAUAACCCUGAGCAGAAAGAAGUGCUUACUUGGGAUAAAUAUAAAAACCUAACCUUCCCUGAAUAUCUUUUUGAAGAAACCAAAAAACCUGAAGAUUUAGCCAAUUUAAAAGAUAUGCUAAGACGUUCAGAAAGACGAUGGAAAUUAGCUGAUGUCAAUGGUGAUGGGGUGCUUACCAAAGAAGAAUUCCGAGAAUUGUUACACCCUGAAGAAUCAGCUCGAGUUGGUGAAGUUUUGGUUUUGGAGGCAAUAGAAGACAUGGAUAGUGAUAAAAAUAAUGAAGUUUCCUUAGAAGAAUAUAUGGAACACUUAAAAAAAGUUUCUGGAGGAGAGAAAGAAGAUUCUAGCUGGGCACCUGCACAGCAAAAUCACUUCACCAACUACUUGGACAAAAAUAAAGAUGGUGCAUUGAAUAAAGAUGAGGUCAAGGACUGGAUUCUCCCAUCUCAAGACAGACAUGAAGGUGAAGCUUGGCAUUUGGUAUCCAUGGUAGACUCGGACAGAGAUACUAAAAUAACUAAACAUGAUAUUACUGCUAAUCCUCAGUUUUUUGUGGGGCUUAUACCAUCAGAUUAUCACAUGCAACAUCACAGCAAUCAGCGAACAAAAGAUGAAUUCUAAUUAGGCAAAAUACAGAAAAGAGGAGUGAUAGUAAUGGCCUAAAGGAGCAGCUUUCUGAUCUGCAUUUAUGUUAAAA
Molecule: messenger RNA, 1275 nt
Organism: Limulus polyphemus (Atlantic horseshoe crab)
Lineage: Eukaryota; Metazoa; Arthropoda; Merostomata; Xiphosura; Limulidae
Product: calumenin-like
Exons: 3
Coding region: 270-1199 (309 amino acids)
Cellular component (GO): endoplasmic reticulum
Molecular function (GO): calcium ion binding
Source: RefSeq, a predicted model, not a curated record